GCCGAGCCGAUCACACUCGACUCACCUCAACUGCCCCAUUGGAAGACGCCUCUACUUCUACCGACCACCGUAUCACCCAAGAACCAUGAAGCUUUCGUACAUCAUCGCUUUCGCCGCCGUGGCCGUCGCCUCGACCGCUAUCCCCACCAAUGCCGCUACGGGCUUGACAACCAGCAACGUCGCUGAGCAUCUGCAGGUCGUCCGCCAACUUGGCGCGGGCGGUGGCCUUCGCGGCUCGAGCCAGCAGGGUGACCAAUCCCAGAACACGCCCAGCACUUCCCAGAACGAUGGCAACACCAGCCAAAACGAUGGCAAGCAGGAAAAACAGGACGAUGGCAAGCAAAAGAGCAACGGCGAUGACAAGAAGAAGGAUGACGACAAGAAGAAGGAGGACAAGGAGAAGAAGGAGAAGGAGAAACAAGAGAAGAAGGAGAAGAAGGAGAAGGAAAAGAAGGAGAAGGAGGAGAAGAAGAAGCAAAAGCAGGAGGAAAAGUCCAAGAAGGACGGUGACAAGUCCAAGAAGGACGGUGACAAGUCUAAGCAGGAUGACGGUGACAAGACGAAGCAGAAUGACGGUGACAAGUCCAAGAAGGACGGUGACAAGUCCAAGAAGGACGAUGGUGGCAAGUCCAAGAAGGACGAUGGUGACAAGUCCAAGAAGGACGAUGACAAGUCCAAGAAGGACGAUGACAAGUCUAAGAAGGACGAUGGUGACAAGUCUAAGAAGGACGAUGGCGACAAGUCCAAGAAGGACGAUGGUGACAAGUCCAAGAAGCAAAAUGACGGUGACAAGUCCAAGAAGGACGGUGAUGACAAGUCGAAGCAGAAUGGCGGUGACAAGUCCAAGAAGGACGAUGGUGACAAGUCCCAAAAGCAGGGCGAGCAAAAGCAGGGCGAGCAGAACCAAUCUCAGAACCAAGGCGAGCAGAACCAAUCUCAGAACCAGAAGCAGGGAGUGUAAAGCACUGCAGGGGGCAAAUUGAGAUUGCUGGCGCUAACCUGAACUCUAAGGUACACAUACAUUAGCUACCCAAGCGACAAUACAAAUUUACAGUCAAUCAAUUUCCAGUCGUA
Molecule: messenger RNA, 1074 nt
Organism: Phytophthora infestans T30-4
Lineage: Eukaryota; Oomycota; Peronosporomycetes; Peronosporales; Peronosporaceae
Product: suppressor of necrosis 1, putative
Exons: 1
Coding region: 86-961 (291 amino acids)
Source: RefSeq, a predicted model, not a curated record